AGGCCGCGCAUGCGUCAAGAUGGCGGCGCGCACAGUGGCGUCGCAGUCGGUUGCUGGGGGCCGCCAUGCCUGCGGCGGGCGCGCGCGCGCGGCGGGCGGGCGGAUGUUGACGCCGUGAGGGAGCGAUGGCGGCGGCGGCAACGGCGGUGGGGCCCGGGCCCGGCGAGCGGCAGCGGCGGGUGCAGGCGCUGAGCGCGGCGCUGCGCUGCCGCCUCGGGCCCUACGAGCCACUGCUGGGCGCCGUGCAGGCCGCGCUGGUGUGGGAGCGGCCGGGCCGCAGCGCGCUGUGCUGGGUGGCGGUGCACGGCCUGUUCUGGUUCUUUGCUCUGACUUCCCUGCGUUUGCUGUUCCUGAUUGCUGUAACCCUCAUAGUAGUAGUGUGUCUAGACCAGUGGAAGCACAAAAUCUGGCCAGAAAUUGGUGUGGCAAGACCUGAUGAAUUAGACAAUGAGAGCUGGGGAUACGUCCACCCUCGGCUGCUCGGGCUGCCAGAGCUCUGUCAUCAUUUGGCUGAGGGAUGGGUGACUGGGACCAACUUCUUCAGUAACCUCUUCGUUUUCAAGAGGCAAAGUCCUGGCAAGUUUUGCCUUCUAGUGUGUGGAGUGUUCACUUUCCUGGCUGUCCUGGGCCGGUACAUCCCUGGCCUCUUGCUCUCAUACCUGCUGUUGCUCCUGGUGCUGCUGUGGCCCCUGGCCGUGUACCACAGGCUGGGGCAGCGCGUGUACCGCAGGCUGGAGCCCGUGCUGCAGCGCCUGGACUUCAGCGUGCGGGGAUACGUGACAGCGAGGCAGCGCCAGAGGCAGCUGCAUGGCCGGGCCCUGGGUCAGGAAGCCACGGAUGAUGGGAGUGACAGUGAAGAGGAGCUGGCUGCAUUCUGCCCCAAGCUGGAUGACUCUGUGGUCGCCAAGGAACUGACCAUCUCCGACUCUGAGCAUUCAGAUGCUGAGGUUUCCUAUACUGAAAAUGGGAUGUUCAACCUUUCCAGGGGCCAGACACCCCUGACAGAGGGAUCAGAAGACCUGGAUGGUCACAGUGACCCAGAAGAAUCUUUUGCCAGGGAUCUGCCUGACUUCCCUUCCAUAAACCCAGAAACAACGGGCAUAGAUGAUGAGGAUGACACCAGCAUUGGGAUCCCGAGCCUGGCGUACCGCCCCCAAGGGACAGAGGAUCUGCAGCUCCAGUAUGAGCAGGAGGAGUUUGGCACGCUGCCAGCGGUGCAGAACCUCACCAACAACAUCGCUGGCUUUGUCACCAGGGGCAUGAUCCAGCUGGCACUGUCAGGAGGCUCCCAGGCAGGCCCCUCACGCAGCACCAACCCCCAGAGAGGGGCAAAGACUCACCUCAGAGCAGCCAGUUUGGACUUGGACACUGAUGCUGAAGGGGAUGACUUUGAACUGCUGGAUCAGUCCGAGCUGAACCAGCUGGAUCCCACUGGCUCCCGGGGCCAGUAAACCAUCCUGUCACUUCCCUCUGGUUUUCUAUUGUGCAUCAUGGAGUGAAUCCUAGAAGGAAAAGCUUUGCACAGUUCUCUCCUGGGAGUCUGGGUGAUGUGACAGCCACUCCUGGCUGGGUGCACCACUGUGACUUGUGACUCCACAGCCUCGCUUGGAUCUUCAAAUAAAGGACACUGGCAAUCUGUAGGGAAGAGGCGUUGAUGGGAUAGCUCCACAAUCACCCUGCACUGUCUGACAUGAUGCUGCCUGCUCCAAACUUUCUCUAAGACAAUAAAUCUGGUGUUUGCAGCUCUCAA
Agelaius phoeniceus (red-winged blackbird) is the source of this 1750-nucleotide messenger RNA. It is a transcript of the gene RETREG3, whose product is annotated as reticulophagy regulator family member 3. Gene Ontology annotation, biological process: reticulophagy. Lineage: Eukaryota; Metazoa; Chordata; Aves; Passeriformes; Icteridae. The record is from RefSeq and is a predicted model, not a curated record.